AUGAUAACACAGUUUGAAGUUUUUGGAAGGCGAAGAGAUCCUGGCCAGCAACAGGCCACUCUUGAUAUUUGUUCUGAUAUUCUGGGUUCGGGAGGCUAUAUGACGCAUAUGGCCCUCGACUGGAGGCAUCAUCUGAACACUUUCAAUCCUGCGUAUGAAAUGAGUGGGCAUGAUCAUCUAUUCGAAGACUACAGUAUUCGGCUUGUUUGGCGGCUUGCUGAGAAAGAAGGAAUUGAAGACAUCGACCUUCCAGAAGAGCUUCUUCCUCUGGUAAAUAGGUCAAAGAAACACCUUCAGGCGCUCCUUAGAAAGGGAAUCGGUCUACAGCACUGGGUUGACUCUUAUACUCACUGGCCAGCAGGUCUUGCUUUACUCCUUCAAUCUGGUUAUACGACCGGUUCAGACACUCUUAGAGCAGCAUGUGAAGCGAACUGCGAGGACAGCGUCAAGAUGUUGAUCAGGUCCACAAGAUGCUAUCUGGGGCCACAGGCACUAAAAGUUGCUGCUAUACAUCAUCAUUCAGCAAUUAGGGAGCUAGUGGUCCAAGAAUUCAUCGACCGCAGAAAGCGGCUGAAGGCGGUAGCAGAAACCUUUCUGUCAGAUGAAUUGUGCCAUGAGCUAAGUAUCAAGCCUGAUACUCUGUUGGGAUUUGAUGCCUUCAGAACCUAUGAGGCUCUAAAGGCGAGCUCUUUUAAUGUUGAUGAGUUUCAUGAAGAUUAUCGAUAUCGAUGGUCAGUCUAUGAUUCGACCGGAAACAACCUUGAGCUGUCAGAUCAACUGUACGGUGCUGGAUUCCGAGAUGUGGACGAAGUAUACGCUGACAGGACUGGCCUUAUGAGGAUUAGAUGGAGUUUAUGGAGUCCAUUAACAUUUAGAUUUGUGGACUUGGUGGAAAAAGCGAACUGGCUGGUCAACAAAGGCACCGACAUCAAUUACAAGGAAUCAAGCUCUUCGGCCUUGCAUAUCUUGGGACACGCUGUGGGGGAGGCUAUCCAUUCAGUGAAGGAUACCGAAGAAUUCGCUUCUCAGUUGAGGCAAAUGAGCGAAGAGUGCAAGAGAUUAUUGCGCGGAAUAAUUUGCGAUGACAUUCGAGACAGUUGCUGCUGCCCCUAUUCUUUGAGUGGAUGCUCUGGAUUUACGAGACUCUUAAACGGUCUCUUCCCAGCAAGGUCUAAUAUAGGAACGGAUGAAAUCAUACCGAGGCUUGCAACAAUGUUAGAAAUACUUUUCGAUUCACAGGAGCUUCAUACUCGGGAAUACUUCACCAGUGAAAUUGUUCCUUGCGUCUUACGCUUCAUCACUUCUCGAAGUCUGGGAAUAUCUCACACAUGCAACCAUGAAAGGUACCCAGAAUAUGAGCCUGAUGAGAUCGCAGAGAUUCAAGAUGAGGAGAAGCUUUCAAUCCAGGAGUCGGACCAAUUAGUUGAGAAGUUUCUUGCGAAGUACAAAGAGCUUUCUCCAGGCUUACUAGAUUUCCUGACAGGUUUUUGGUGGACGCAUAUGAAUGAGAUCCUCUUGACAUGCGGGACGACUAGCGCAGAGGAAAUCAGUCAAAUUCUUGAGACAGGGGUAAUAUUGUAUAGAUAG
Aspergillus novofumigatus IBT 16806 is the source of this 1587-nucleotide messenger RNA. RefSeq lists its product as uncharacterized. The transcript is spliced from 2 exons. The record is from RefSeq and is a predicted model, not a curated record. Lineage: Eukaryota; Fungi; Ascomycota; Eurotiomycetes; Eurotiales; Aspergillaceae. The coding region runs from base 1 to 1587 and encodes 528 amino acids.